Molecule: messenger RNA, 1692 nt
Organism: Penicillium concentricum
Lineage: Eukaryota; Fungi; Ascomycota; Eurotiomycetes; Eurotiales; Aspergillaceae
Product: Acyl-CoA dehydrogenase/oxidase
Exons: 6
Coding region: 1-1692 (563 amino acids)
Biological process (GO): fatty acid beta-oxidation using acyl-CoA oxidase; lipid homeostasis
Cellular component (GO): peroxisome
Molecular function (GO): fatty acid binding; acyl-CoA oxidase activity; FAD binding
Source: RefSeq, a predicted model, not a curated record
AUGACUUCCUCAUCCCUCGAAUUACUCCGUCUACCCGUCUUUAAGGAUAUUCCACGAGAUGCUACCGACCAUGAGAGAAUAUAUCUCAGUUACCAGCGUGCUGCUGCUGCCACCAAAGCUUAUGGGAUGACGGCGGUAGAUAUCCUUCAAUGCACUCAGAAAUUCUGGGAUAUUCAUCUGGAUAUCAUCGGGGUUGUAGACUGCGCUGCAUUUACCUUGAUGACCAUUCAAAUCAACCUUGCAGCAGGGACCUUGGCUCCCUUUGCAGAGAAACAACCGCAGUACCGAGAGCUCUUGAAUCAGAUGUUGAACUUUGAAAUUUCGGCACAGUAUAUGCUGACCGAGGUUGGGCACGGUUUAGAUGCAAAGAAUUUGGAAACAACUGCAACAAUGCUUCCAAGUGGCGAGUUCGAUCUGCACACCCCUAGCCCCAGUGCGGCAAAGAUUAUGCCACCAUCUUCGCCAGUAAAGGGGCUGCCACGAGUCGGGAUUGUCUUUGCCCAGCUUAUUGUUUCUGGCGAAAAUCGUGGUAUCAGACCAUUUAUUACUUGGCUCAGCGAUGGAAAUCAGAUGUGUAAUGGUGUGACUUCAAAGUUGCUCCCCAGGCGAGCAGCAUCGAAACCGGUGGAUCAUGCCAUUACGAGUUUUACUCAUAUCCGCCUUCCCCAUUCAGCGCUCUUAGGAACUGUAGAUAAGCCAAAAGAUAUGCGCAAGCACUUCAUGUCAUCUAUCUGGCGCAUUGGAGUUGGUACUCUCGGAUUAUCACUAACCAUGGUUCCGACGAUGAAGCGGAGUGUUUUCGUCGCAGGAAAAUAUAGCCAGCGUCGACAUAUAUUGGGGCCAGACCAGAAACCCAAGCCCAUUAUCUCUUUCCGAACUCAAUACGGUCCGAUCCUGCAUGGAUUAGCGCAGAUAUUUGUUUUCGAGGCCUACGCUCAAAAAAGCAUUCAGUACUUCCAAGACCCCAGUCUGACAGAAUUGGUCCAGCAUUCCAUUGGGGCCAUGUUUAAGGCUGUUUUGUGCAAAACAUCUCAAGCUUGUCAUUUUACACUCUCGGAGCGAUGUGGAGGACAGGGUUUGUUUGAGAACAAUCAUAUUAUUGAGGCAAUGUUGGAGACGCGUGGAAUAUCGAUUGCCGAGGGAGAUAUCCUAGUGUUGUGUAUUCGAUUAGCAUCGGAACUUCUUCUAAAUCGAUACCAAAUGCCCCCUGCAAAGGACCCAUCAUCCUUUUUAGCAAAGCAUGAACAAGGGCUACUUGAUGAGCUUCACAGAAUGGCCAAGGGCAUUUCAGGAGGUCACCGUGGAGAGGAUUUUAACCGCUUGAUUUUGCCAAGAUCACAGGAACUUGUCGAGGCUAUAGGAUAUCGCAUAGCUUAUGACGCCGCUACAGAGACAGGGGUUCAUACUGACUUAGUGGCCUUGUAUGAAAUUUGGGUCAUGUUACAGGAUCAGAGCUGGUUUGUUCAGCAUGUCGGUCUAACCCGUGAGGAUAUGUUCCAGAUGGAAGCCGAAAGACUCAGCGCUGUGUUGCCUCGGUUAGAUGCUUUGCUGGAUGCUACCGGUGCUGAACCCUACUGUAAUGCGCCCAUUCUGUCUCAGACAUCGUGGGAGCAUUUCGUCGACCAAUUGGAGACUAAGACAGGAAAUGGUACUACAGACAUUGGUUACUCAAGGGGCCGGGCCAUGCUCUGA